UUUGAUACACAAGAAGUUACACAGUCACUGAAACUGAAAACAUGAACGUUAGACUCAAAGCUACCCUAAAUUCUCUCAACAUCACCAAAUUCAUCCAAAUUCAGAAAAACCUCUCAAAGCCAACUCCGAAGCUCUGGUCUGAUAAUGGCGGCGAGGUUUCUGACCCAAACGACCAAGGCGUUCACACGUUACGGCGUAGUCACCCCAUCUUGCUCACAUUGGACAAAAUCAACCCCACGCUGCAACAGGUCGACCAAGUUCAUGCCCAGCUCGUUGUUUCUGGAAACUUUCAGCACCCAAUGGCCUCCGGCCGGUUGGUGAAAAAGCUUUGCUCUUCGAAACUCACACUCCCUCACGCUGUGAAGCUCUUUUCCUAUCUUGAAGAGCCUGAUGCUUUCCUAUGUAAUACGAUUAUGAGAGGUUACGUGAAUUUUGAUGAGCCCGAAAAGGCUUUAGCGUUUUAUUAUCAUCAAAUGGUUGAAAAGGGAAUCGUUCAGAAUAAUUAUACGUUUCCGACGUUAGUAAAGGCUUGCGCCGAUAUGGGUUUGCUGAGAGAGGGCCAGAAGGUUCACGCCAAUGUUGUAAAAUGUGGGUUUGAAUUGGAUUUAUAUGUUAGGAAUACUAUGAUUCACAUGUAUGCGGUUUGUGGUAGGAUUGGGGACGCAAGGAAGGUGUUUGAUAUGAGUCCCGAAUCAGAUUUAGUGACUUGGAAUACUAUGGUUGACGGUUAUGUUAAAAAUGGGGAAGUGAAAUUUGCCCACCGGGUGUUUGAUAGUAUGCCUGCAAGAGAUGUUUUUAGUUGGAAUACAAUGAUUUCCGCCUACGCGGGGAUUGGGGAUAUGGAGACCGCAAAGCAGUUGUUCGAGAAGAUGCCUUCCAGAGAUAUUGUUUCUUGGAAUUGUUUGAUCGAUGGGUAUUCUCAAUUUGGAGAUGUCAUUGCUGCUCAGGCACUGUUUGAUCAAAUGGAUUACCGUAAUGUUGUUUCUUGGAAUAGUAUGAUGGCACUUUAUGUGCGGACAAAAGAUUGUAAUGAGUGUUUGAGAUUGUUCGAUAGAAUGAUGCAAGAAGGAGAUGUUAAACCAAAUGAGGCUACCUUAAUGAGUGUCUUGACGGCAUGUGCACACUUGGGGAGGCUAGACAGAGGUGAAUGGGUUCAUUCCUAUAUCGAAUACACCGAGAGAAUAAAACCUGAUGUUUUGCUCUCAACCGCUGUGUUAACAAUGUAUGCAAAAUGUGGAGCGGUGGAUUUGGCUAAACGUGUCUUUGAUGAGAUGCCAGAGAAAAGUGUUGUAUCAUGGAAUUCUAUGAUAAUGGGUUACGGGGCACAUGGGAAGGGCGAGAGAGCUGUUGAAAUAUUCUUAGAGAUGGAAAGGAACGGAGUGAUGCCAAAUGAUGCUACUUUUGUGUGUGUUUUGAGUGCAUGUACUCAUUCCGGGAUGAUACUGGAGGGCUGGUGGUUCUUCGGGUUAAUGCAGAGAGUCUACAAGAUUGAACCUAAGGUUGAACAUUACGGUUGCAUGGUUGAUCUCCUUGGGCGGGCUGGGUUGAUGAAUGAUUCUGAGGAGCUUAUCGGGAAGAUGCCUAUGGAGUCAGGCCCUGCACUCUGGGGAGCUUUACUAUCCGCUUGCAGGACCCACUCAAAUACCGAGCUGGGGGAGAUCAUAGCUAGGCAGAUGAUAAAAUUGAUGCCAGAUGACGUCGGGCCUUAUGUACUCUUAUCGAAUAUAUAUGCCACCGAGGGAAGAUGGGAUGACGUAGAGAAUGUGAGAAAGAUGAUGGCUGAGAAGGGAGUACAGAAGGCAGCGGGGUCUAGCCUGCUCCAAAAAAUACUGGAAUCUUUUCCUUCAGAAUCUGAAUGAGUACUCUACUCCAUCUUGUCUAUAGUUUGUAUCCACAAUCACGGGUUGUGCUGAGUUUAAGCAGUAGCCGGGAUGGCAACGAGGUUGAUCAAGUUAAGAAAAAACUUGCCUAAAGGCAUAUGGUUAAGCUUUGAUUUUGAAGAUUCACAUCCGGUAGGUAUUCCUAGUGUUGGGCGUCGGUCAAGUUCAGCUCGAUUCAAGACAUGGCGCUUGGCUUACCACGGGGGGAUGUUUACGAAGGAUAUGGUAACCAGAUAACCAAAAAACUCCGUGGUUAAGCGAAACCAAGCCGGGCUGUCUUAUGAUCCUUUUAUCUGUAUAUUUUCCUAUCUUGUUUUAUGUUUUCUCUAAAUCUGGAUAUGUCAUCAAUUAUUUGAAUAGGUCUUCCAUAUCAACAUGUUGGUGAAGCCUUGCGGAUGAUUUAUCACUGCUUGUAUGUGGCUCUGGAUGAACAAGGUAAAGCUGAAUAUAAUGUUCUCUCUAUAAAGAUGAUGUAGAUGGAUAUGAGUAUACUAAUGUCAAAUACAGGGAAAGCUUGUGCUAUGGUAUGAUUACCCUCCUGCCCCGGUGUAAUCAGGGGUAUGUCCCGGUGUCACAUGUAU
This is a messenger RNA of Ipomoea nil (Japanese morning glory), 2461 nucleotides long. Its product is annotated as pentatricopeptide repeat-containing protein At1g08070, chloroplastic-like. Lineage: Eukaryota; Viridiplantae; Streptophyta; Magnoliopsida; Solanales; Convolvulaceae. Gene Ontology annotation, molecular function: RNA binding; protein binding. Gene Ontology annotation, biological process: RNA modification. The record is from RefSeq and is a predicted model, not a curated record. The coding region runs from base 42 to 1859 and encodes 605 amino acids. The transcript has 2 exons.